AUGUCGAUCAAUGUUUACUUCUCAACUGGUGGUGGUGGCGGCUGGAACGGCGGCGGUGGUGGCGGCUGGAACGGCGGCGGUGGUGGCGGCUGGAACGACGGCGGUGGUGGCCGCGGUCGUGGCGGACGCGGUGGUGGCGGACGCGGUGGUGGCGGACGCGGUCGUGGUGGCGGACGCGGUCGUGGUGGUCGUGGUGGUCGUGGCGGCCGCGGUCGUGGUGGUCGUGGCGGCCGCGGUCGUGGCAUUGUAAACGGCGGUGAAACGUUGCAGGAUAUAGCGCCCUCCAACAGACGCCAGCGUAAGUAUAUUUAUUAUUUAAUUAAAUUUCAAAGAGAUAAUAUUUAG
Macrosiphum euphorbiae (potato aphid) is the source of this 345-nucleotide messenger RNA. The record is from the annotation of a GenBank genome assembly. Lineage: Eukaryota; Metazoa; Arthropoda; Insecta; Hemiptera; Aphididae.